Molecule: messenger RNA, 893 nt
Organism: Brassica napus (rape)
Lineage: Eukaryota; Viridiplantae; Streptophyta; Magnoliopsida; Brassicales; Brassicaceae
Product: craniofacial development protein 1
Exons: 3
Coding region: 145-825 (226 amino acids)
Source: RefSeq, a predicted model, not a curated record
CUACUCUACUCUUCGCAGCCGCCACCUACAUCACAAAAGUACACCGGUAUUCACCAACUAAAAGCUUCCCUCUACUCUUCCAUUUGAUACCCCAUCGUACUCAAACACUCACAUUUAGUUCGUGUCCGUAUCACGAAUCCAGGAAUGGAGUCUCAUAACCAAUCAGAGAACCAAAGUUCGCCUGAGAAAAGUGGUUCGAGCAGUGUGUCUAAGAAAGUCGCGGAGAUGUGGGAGCGAAUGAAUGCAGGAGUACCAAAAAAGCGAGUCAACUUCCACUCAAAGAGCUCAACCGCUUUGCCCGCUAAAAACUCAGCUAAUAAUAGCAAGUGUAGAAGUUAUCUUGGUGUACUGAAGGAAGAUAGCGUUUCGGAUAAUAGCUGUAGCGAGGAGGCUAAGAGCAUCGCUGCAGCCGCUCUAGCUGCUGUCAGAAACGCUACUGCAACCGCUGCAGCUGCAUCGAGCCGUGGCAAGGUUGAGAUAACAGAGGUCAAAGACUUUGCUGGGCAUGAAAUCGAAGUGAAGCGGUUAGUGGAAGCGGGUUCAAAGGAAGCCUCCUCCUCUGCAUCGACCUCAGGGGUUGAUGCGGUUCUUGAGCAGAUAAAAAAGAAACAGAAGCUGAGCGUUUUAGACAAGACGAAGAAAGAUUGGGGAGAGUACAAGGAGGAGAACAAAGGUGUUGAAGACGAGCUGGAUAAGUACAAGAAGAGCUCUGAUCAGUAUCUUGAUAAAGUUUCUUUUUUGGAGAGAGCUGAUUACAGACAGUUUGAGAAAGAGAGAGACGUUCGCUUAGCUCUUCAGUCCAAGAGAAAACACGAUGAUGUCUGAAUGUGAUGACUCUACUUCUUAUGUGUCAGUGUUCUUGUUUUAUGAAAAGAUUGAAUGAUGUUAGGACA